Amoebophrya sp. A120 is the source of this 3919-nucleotide messenger RNA. Lineage: Eukaryota; Dinophyceae; Syndiniales; Amoebophryaceae. The record is from the annotation of a GenBank genome assembly.
AGCUUGUGAAUUUUCUGUAAUCGUUGUAAAGUUGGACUGUUCAUCGAUUUCUAAUGCUGUUUCAACACUAAAUUAUAGCUCCAAAAAAUCAUGAUGCGCGCCGCCGUAUGAACUGCAAAAGUAUCGUACUCGUAUAAAUGCAUUACAAUUACAAAUUUCCUCAGCAUGAGAAAUAAAAUUUGUAAUUGUGAUCUACCUUACGAAAACGAUCUGUAAUGCAUGAUUGCAAUACGAAACUUUUGCGCAGGAUACGCCGUGUGGUCCGCGAGUGAUGCGGUUUGUGUCAAGGAGCUUCCGAAUAUGAGACAAAGUGCACAACUCCCAGUCCCGCUCAUUCGUAUUGCAUGACCUGCAACAGAAGCAAUGCCACACUCACUUGUAGCUUUUGCAUGACAAUAAAUCCGGAAUAAAUGGAUUGUAGUCCUGUUUGGGCCGCGUCCAAAACUUAUGUCAUGCGCAGAGUGUUUGAGGGCAAGAGGCACGACAUUCGGUAUUUUGCACGACAAAGUGGGGGGAGGGGGAGUUAAGUAUGCACUGUCAUACCGAAACCAACACUUGCUCCAGGGCGAUCAUCUCCUAACGGGGCGAAAAAUCCGGACGUACUGGUAUGACCUGCUCAAGCGUUACAAUCUCAAGCGUUACAAUAGAGUCUGCAAUUUGUGUUGCAUGAAGAGCAUGAGGAACGCAGAGAGAAUUGAGCUUUUUGCAAUACAAAUCUUGCCGUAUUUCAGGUGGGUUUGGGACUCCACAACUUGUCAUGCGCAAUCCUAUGAAAUAUUGGCUAGAUAAUGCAGUUAUUGCAUCACAGGUUUCCAGAUUCUAUUCGUAACAGUUGAGAUUGUAACGUCUGAGCGGGUCAUAACUGGUGCAAGUAAAGGCCUUUGGGCUGAACCCGGUCGACUACAAGAUCCGCACCUGGGCGUGGCGGUGGUUUCGGCAGCCGACACUGGGACGGGAUUUCGCCGGUGUGGUCGUGGAUAUCGAGAAAGGGGAAGUUGGAGAAGAUGAAGCCAUUGCAAUGGCCACGCCCUCUCCUGUUGUUCCAGCUGCACAUUCGACGCAGCAGCAGCAGAGACCUUUGCUGAAAAAAGGCGACUUUGUGAUGGGCAUUGGCAACAUGGACGCGGGGGCGGAGUUUGUGAAAAUCAAGGCUUUAUCAAAAGGGAAAAUCCCCCCUCCCCAUAUCGAAAACGUAUGUUUCCGAAAAUUUGUGUUGCUGCUUUGAGACCACAAAUCACGUCUGUCUUGCAAGAAGACAAGUGCAGAGGCUUCCGCGCCAUUAUGGAAGCGAUUUGGCAUGUUGCUGUUGGGCCUAGGGGGCAGCCGUUUGUAAUGCUAAACAUCAAGUAGACCCAAACGCCCCUGCCUAGGCUGAGGAUCUGGCUGCGAUGCCUUACUGCAAGACAGUGCGCAUUUGUGUACGGAAACCCAGCAUCAGAAACUUCGUCUCGAUAUUGGGAGGGAAGACUUUUCCUUUUGAUAGGCUUCCCGGUUGGUGAAAAAGCCAGCGACCCUGUCCUUUUCCGAGGCGGCGGGUGUUUAUUGAGAGGAAAAAUGCCCCCUCCCCAUAUUGAAAACGCAUUCGUCUGAAAAUUUGUGAUGCAGAUUUGAGGUCACAAAUCCUGUCUGUCUUGCAAGAAGGCAAAGCCAGAGAGUCCGCCGCAUUAUGCCGGCGGUUUGUGAUGCUGUUGGGCUUACACAGCCGACAUCUGUCAUGCUAGUCCCCCUACGUCAAAACCUCUCGACCCAGGCUUGGCAUAUGCCUGCAGUCCUCCCCAGCAAGACAGACCUGAUUUGUGUACGCAAAUCCAGCAUCAGAAACUUCGUUUCGAUAUGGGGAGGGGGGAUUUUUCCCUUUGAUAGUGUUGGCGUGGUGUACAUGACCGGCAUCUACGGAUUGUUCGCCAAAACGCCGGCCUCGCAGAACGGAACGAAUCGGACUGCCUUGAUAUGCUGUGCAAAAGUAUCGUACUCGUGUAAAUGCAUUUCAAAUAAUUUCCUCUUCCCCAACAGCAUGACAAGGAAUAGAAUUUGUAAUGCUGAUUUAACUUAAGAAAAAGAUUUGUAAUGCAUGAUUGCAAUGCGGGUGCGAUACUUUUGCAUAAUGCAUACUUGAAGGAGAAGGACAAAAUCCUCAUUCUGGGCGCUUCCGGCGGAACCGGUUCAGCCGCCGUGCAACUGGGAAAAUCCGUCGGAGCCGUCGUGUACCUAUGCAUAAUUGCAAAAGUUUUAUUACAGUCGCACAACUACGAGUAGUAAUUGCAAGUAUACUGCAUGACGAUAUUAAAUCUUGUUUCUUAGAGCUUAGUUCUGGGUCAGCAUUACAAAUUUUAUUUUUCUGGCGGAAGUAGAUGAAAUUUCAAUUUGCAUUUACUUUUGCGCUGCGAUUUCUCAACCUUGUGCGACAAUAAGUACAACUCUUGCAAUGCAUAGUACGCAGUGUGUAGCAAGAAGAACGCGGACUUCGUGAGGGACCAAUUGAAGGCGGACUUCGUAUUUCCCUACGACGGAGAGGGCAACGCAGGCCCCGCUUCGGCUUCCCUCACAGACAGGAUCCAGCAACAGCUGCUGCGCGAUGAAGAACAUGAGGGGGGAACCAUGACAAACGACGGAAAGAACGCAAAUGCGGUAGAAAGAGCAGACGGUAGAAGAAGCACCAUCACGACCGGAGAAGGUAGCUUUGAUCUCAUCUACGACACGGUUUCGUCAGGCGACGGCAUGGACACCGACUACGAGCCGAUUUUUUUGCAGCGCAAAAAUCGACCUGGGUCUGGAUUUGUCAUGCGAGAUUCGAAGGACAAUCUAGAUCCGUGAUGCAUGAAUACAGGUUGCCAGUGUAGUACUGUAGUUUUUGUCGCACUUCUAGAGGCAAAAUUUGUCGGGCAUUUUGCGAAUGAAAGAUCCGCAAGGAGGUGAGGAAAAUUUGUCAGGCUGUUCUGCCGUAAGAGGGCCAGUCUGUAUAUGGAAGAAGUAUGUAUAGUGCUACAUCAGUUUGUUCAGUACUAGAGACUGAAAUUUCCAGACCCAGGCAAGAACACAUUUGCAAUGCAUAAUCUUCCGGCCGUUGCUAAAAAAAGGCCACUUUUACGUCGCCCUGAACUCGCCGAAUAAACUGGACUGGGUACGGGCGUUGCUGUCCACGGGCACUGGGAAGCAGUGGAACCGCGAAGGCUACGACCUGUUUCUGCCGACGCCGACUGUGCAAGACUGGCAGUGGCUGCACGACUGGUUCGAAAAAAACGCGGACAUAAAACCGAUCCUCGACUCCGUCUUUCCGUUCACCUCAGACGGUGUAUGAGAGUUGUGCACAACUCGUCCCCCUGCUCCAACUCGUCUGCCAUGCAAGGUAGCAAAUCCACCAUAUCCACACGUUGCCGCCCCUUGGCACUGCUUGCAUGACAGGGCGUUCCGGAAGCCACAGCUGCACUGAAUAAAAUCCUGUGCAAAUAAUUUAUUUUUCAUGCAAAAGCUGCAGUCUUGUUGUCGCUUGUAUUGCUGUGCAUGCCAUGCAAACGAGGUGGGGGGGAGUCGUUGUCGUGCACUCUCAUACGGGGUCACGGACGCGGUCAAGCGGGUGCAGAGCCGGCGGGCAAAGGGCAAGGUUGUGGUGGAGAUCAUGGGCGAAUGAUGAAAGGUGUGAUAUAGUGGUACUAGUACAUCAGCUUGUACUGGAGUAGAGCGGGAGGAGCUCUGGAUUGUUUGUUGAUGCUCAUCAUCAUCUUCCUUCUGCGCACUUCCACAAGGACCGUACUUAGAAGAUACAUGUACUACACUCAGUGGAUUCGCAACAGAAGAAGCGGGCGCAAUAUUUUUCGCUCGGUUAGCUCGUUUCAUUUAGACGCCAGUCCGUCCUUCAUGGAUGGGGAUGAUUAAAAAAAGCAGACUUGUUGAAAGAAAUCUGUACUCCGAUCGCAGAAGU